This is a messenger RNA of Mollisia scopiformis, 3327 nucleotides long. RefSeq names its product glycoside hydrolase family 115 protein. The coding region runs from base 1 to 3327 and encodes 1108 amino acids. The record is from RefSeq and is a predicted model, not a curated record. NCBI's taxonomy places the organism in Eukaryota, Fungi, Ascomycota, Leotiomycetes, Helotiales, Mollisiaceae. The transcript has 8 exons.
AUGAAGGCUCUCUCUGUUUUCAUCGCUGUUGCGUCUCUCUGCUCCAGUGUGAGUGCACUGGGUCAGAAUGCGACCGUUACCACGCAGUCUGGCGCGGGAUCGCUCAUGCUUGCUGGCCACGGCCAGUCUGGACAGAUUCUCCUGAGUGCGAAUGAUUGGUUUGGUGUGCUUCGCGCAGCAGAGGAUCUGGCUGGGGACUUUGGCAAGGUCACGGGGAAGAAUUUGACAUUGGGACACUGGUCAAGUGGCGCCUCGAAACGAGAUGCAGGUGCAGAGAAGAGAGCUUCAGGGUGGGCGUCUCCUGCUGUAGGAAAUGGGACUCAUCCUGGCGGAAGCUGGGUCGAUGGCAAUGGACCGAACAGCUCAGUACAUGAUGUGGUGCAAACUCAGGGCAGCAGCAACAAUGCUUUCUAUGUCUUCAAUCCUACUACAAACGAAAUCAACUAUACAGUUGGCCCGGCUCAAAACUUCACUGGACCCACACUCAUCACCAUGUCCGAGAGUAAAGCUAUCACAACUGUCAUUAUCGCUGGCACAAUAGGCAAAUCAGACGUCAUCAACUCUAUGAUCUCCUCUGAAAAACUCGAUGUGUCUUCCAUUACUGGAAAUUGGGAAUCAUUCAUUUCCCAAGUCAUCGAUUCUCCCGUCCCAGGCGUGGACAAAGCCAUGGUCAUUGCGGGAAGUGAUAUGAGAGGCACAAUUUAUGGACUCUACGAUGUCAGCGAGCAGAUUGGUGUCAGUCCGUGGUACUGGUGGGCCGAUGUACCUCCAAAGAGUCAGGAUGCCCUCUAUGCGAAUGGAGUGAAGAAAGUGCAGAAGAGUCCAAGUGUAAAGUAUAGGGGGAUCUUCAUCAAUGAUGAGCAACCUGCUUUGACGAAUUGGAUCAAUAAUAAUUAUGCUCCUGGAAAAUACGGACCAGGCUUCAAUCAUUACUUUUACUCCCAUGUUUUCGAGCUGUUGCUUAGACUGAGGGCAAACUACUUCUGGCCAGCUCAGUGGGCGAGUAUGUUUAAUGUGGACGAUACAGCCAAUCAACCGUUAGCUGAUGCCUAUGGUAUCGUGAUGGGUACGAGCCAUACUGAACCAAUGAUGCGAGCAACGAACGAAUGGAACAAUUUUGGGACGCAGUACGGAGGGAAUGGCCAGUGGGCUUUCAAUUCGAAUAACGCAUCCAUCAUUCCAUUCUUCACAUACGGUACCCAGAGAGCGAAGCCUUACGCUUCUAACAGUCUAUUCACAGUGGCUAUGCGAGGUAGCGGAGAUACAUCCAUUGGUCUUUCGGAUGCUCAAGCAAUUGUCGUGCUCGAGGCAACUAUCAAGGCUCAGCGGCAAAUUUUCACAGAAGUCUUUAAUGGGACGAACGUGUCCGAUAUUCCUCAAAUGUGGUGUCUAUACAAAGAAGUUCAGGGCUACUAUGAGAAUGAGGGGCUGACAGUACCCGAUGAUGUCACGCUGCUCUGGACGGACGAUAACUGGGGGAACAUUCGGAGAUUGCCUGUUGGAAAUGAGACUAUACGGAGUGGUGGUGCUGGUGUCUACUAUCACAUAGAUUAUGUCGGAGAUCCGAGAGAUUACAAAUGGAUCAACACUAUCCAGCUCUCAAAGACCGUUGAACAGAUGCAACUCGCUUCAGCUCGCCAAGCAAAUCAGAUUUGGCUCCUCAACGUAGGUGAUUUGAAGCCCCUCGAGAUUCCGAUCAACCACUUCCUCGAUCUCGCCUACGAUACUUCAAUGUGGGGCUAUAGUAGUGUUCCUACUUGGCUGCAGCUCUGGGCCACUCGAGAAUUUGACUCUGAACAUGCUCCAGCUAUCGUUUCCAUCCUGGAUCGUUAUGGCAUGUAUUCUGCAAGAAGGAAAUACGAACUCUUGGAUCCCAGCUUCUAUAGUGUGAUCAACUACAACGAAGCAGAUGCCAUCCUUGCUCAAUGGAAACAGCUCGCUUCGGAUGCACAAGAAGUCUAUGACGACUUGGAUGACGAUCACCAAGCUGCUUAUUAUGAGAUGAUUCUCCAACCUGUGCUUGGAGGUCAGGCUAUUCAACAAAUUUACAUCCAAGCUGCGAAGAAUGCUCAAUAUGUUGAGCAGAAGAGGAGUAGUGCUAAUGGGGUGGCUAUGGAUGUUCUCGAGUGGUUCACGGAAGAUCAUACACUAACACAGAGAUAUCAUGAUUUGUUGGAUGGAAAGUGGAAUCAUAUUCUUGAUCAAACUCAUCUUGGUUAUUACGGAUACUGGCAACAACCCAUGCGGAACACGGCUCCACCCUUAUCAUUUGUGCAAAACCUGGAGACAUCUCUUGCUGGAAAUCUUGGCAUAGGAGUUGAAGCUUCGAACGCAACUGUAUCUGGGGACGAUGCAUAUCAUGCCAACUCGGGCGAUACCCUUACACUCCCACCUAUGGAUCCAUACGGCCCACAGACUCGGUGGAUUGAUGUUUUCUCUCGCGGAUUAGCUGGCUGCCAAUGGACACUCGCAUCCGCCCAACCAUACGUGAUAGUCUCUCCGUCUACAGGCUUCACUGGUGGGGAUAAUGGCACUGAUACUCGCGCCUACGUCUCAAUCGACUGGACGAAAGCACCAGCAGCACCAAACACCACCAUGGUCACCAUCAAUAUAACAUCGGGCUGUGGAUCUGCUUGGGGCAACUACCCGCAUCCCACUGUUGUUGUACCAGUCACCAAUGUGGCUGUCCCAUCAAAUUUCACAGGCUUCAUUGAAUCAGAUAAGCAUAUCUCCAUUGAAGCAGAACACACAACGAUGAACACUGCUGUCAACGGCGUCUCAUACAUGACCCUUCCCUCCUACGGUCGUACGCUCUCAGGCGUCACCCUGACCCCCGUCACCGCUCCAUCACAACCAGUUGGCACUGGACCGGUCCUCCAAUAUGAUAUCUACACCUUCACCAACGUCUCCAACGCGAACAUCACCCUUCUCCUCUCUCCAUCUCUCAAUCAGAAAGGCAAUGCAGACCCAUUAAAAUACGGCAUAGCCGUCGACAACGAGACUCCCCAAGUCAUUCAACCGAUCGGCAGCUAUACCGGCGGCAAUAUGCCCGCAGGAUGGGGCGGAGCCGUCUCAGACGGUGUCUGGGGAAUGAGUGCAAGUGGGAAUACUACUACCACGAGACACAACUUGAGCCAGACUGGCAAACAUACCCUGAAAAUCUGGUGUGUGGAUCCUGGCAUCGUGGUUCAGAAGAUUAUCAUUGAUCUGGGAGGUGUGAGGUACAGUUAUUUGGGCCCGCCGGAGAGUUUUAGGGCUGGUGUUGAUCAGAUUGGGACUUAUGAUGGGACAAAUUUUGCUGGGGUAAAAGUUAGUGAUGUGAUAUAG